Molecule: messenger RNA, 750 nt
Organism: Neltuma alba
Lineage: Eukaryota; Viridiplantae; Streptophyta; Magnoliopsida; Fabales; Fabaceae
Product: protein PELPK1-like
Exons: 1
Coding region: 75-458 (127 amino acids)
Source: RefSeq, a predicted model, not a curated record
AGAUUAAGCACAUACACCUUGUAUUCUCUUCUUCUUCUUCUUCUUCAUCUUCAUCUUCUUCUCAUAACUCAGCCAUGGCUUCUUCUUCUGGGAAAUCCUUCAUCACAGCUUUGCUUGUGGCUCUCACAUUCUCAAGCAUGAUGAGUUCAAGUUUAGCAGCUCGUCGUCUUCUUCAAACGACCCAGCCUGCGAUACCAAACAUGCCUGGAAUUCCAAGUAACUUGCCUAAACCUACAGGAUUACCACCUUUGCCUUCAAUCCCAAGCAAUAUUCCUCCAUUGCCUACAAAUCUCCCAAAUAUGCCAAAACCCAAUGCACUUCCUCCUCUUCCUUCUAUGCCUCAGAUCCCAACACUCCCACAGGCCACACUUCCUCCACUGCCUAACAUUCCUUCUAUUCCCAAAAUUCCUACCACUCUGCCAUCCAUCCCUUUCCUUUCUCCUCCUCCUUCCAAUUAAUAUCACAAAACAUGGUUCACUAGCUUGUUCCUCAUCUUGGUGUUAUCAUAGUUGCUUCAUCUAUCAUUGUAUCUGGUGGUGCUCGGCAGCAUGCCGGCAUAUAUACGUAUAAUUCAUUAUUUUUAUAGGUUUGAAUUGCUUUAUCUUACUAUGUCUGUGUUUCUUCUCUUUCCGAUCGAUGUGAUGACAUUUAGAACAGUGUAUUAUUUUUUCUUUUAUUGAUUGUAAUCUUUGUUUUCACACUUACUAUUAUACAAUAAUGCAGUGAAUGCAAUGUUCAGCUUCUAUCUCA